GAGGCUUACUCUGAAUUUCCACUGUUGAGAAUUUGAAAUUUCAAUUUGUUUGAUUAGACACAAUGAUUAAGAUGUUUAUUACAUAAAAUAAAAAAAUAAAAAAAUAAAAAAAUUUGGAGAAGCAUAAACACAUACAUAGCGGUGAAAGAAGAAACCCAACAAGAGUCAAGCAAGACUUGGAUCUUUGUCUCUUUCUUUUCUCUAUCUCUCUGUUUCAGAAACCAACGAAAAUGGUGGAAUCAGAGCUAAGCUAUGAGCAGAUUCGUUUGAAAAGGGUGGAAGAGAACAAGAAGAGAAUGGGGGAGCUUAAUCUCAACAAGCUUGCUCAAUCUCUUCGUGUCUCUUCUUCUUCUUCCAAGCCCUCUCCAGCAAAGCCAAGGACGAUGCGUAUUCCGGUGGAUUUCUCGGAGGUCAGGAGAUCAAGCCGUGCCAAGGGUCCACCUCCAAGUUACAAAGAGUUUGGGCUAGAACCACUGGAGAGGAGGCCAAGAAGGAGCUCUCAAAGAAGAGAUCUGCUGAACCGGGUAUAUGCUUCAGACGACGCAAGAAUGUACGCAUUCGACAGGGCAGAGAAGCUUCAGUCAAGCUUAGAUCCAGAAUUCCCAAGCUUUACCAAACCAAUGCUCCAAUCACACGUGACCGGAGGAUUUUGGUUGGGCUUGCCACUUCCUUUUUGCAAGGCACAUAUGCCAAAACGUGAUGAAAUGAUGACUUUGGUUGACGAGGAAGAUGAGGAAUCUAUGGUGAAAUACCUUGCUGAGAAGAACGGUCUUAGCGGAGGCUGGAGAGGUUUCGCCAUCGAUCAUCAGUUAGUCGAUGGAGAUGCUGUCGUGUUUCAACUUAUCACCCGAACAAUGUUUAAGGUGUAUAUCAUUAGGGUAAAUGAAGAUGCAAACAAAGAUUCAGAUGGGAAUGAAGAAGAUGAAGAUAAUGAUAAUGAAUUAAACAAGAAACAGAAGGAGAAUGUUUCAGAAGCUAGACAGUUGAGAAGCAGUGGUAAAAGGAAAAGAGGAGGAAGAAAGUAGAGUUUCAAGGUUGAAAUGGGACUUGUACGGAAGGAGUGGGAAAAGAACUAAAACUAACAUAAACAGAGCUUUUUGCGAUUAUUUUGGCUGAGCAGUGAAGUUAUGUAAUGGGGAUUUGUUUUUGUGUCUUGUAAUGGAGACAAACAUGGAACGUUACGGCUAAAUAUUUUGAUUUACGUUGAUUUAAUUUGAUAGUUUAUGAUUUGGAUAA
Arabidopsis lyrata subsp. lyrata is the source of this 1236-nucleotide messenger RNA. RefSeq names its product B3 domain-containing protein At3g19184. Bases 231 to 1025 code for a protein of 264 amino acids. Gene Ontology annotation, molecular function: DNA binding. NCBI's taxonomy places the organism in Eukaryota, Viridiplantae, Streptophyta, Magnoliopsida, Brassicales, Brassicaceae. The transcript is spliced from 7 exons. The record is from RefSeq and is a predicted model, not a curated record.